UAAACAAGAAGAAGAAAGAAGAAUUUGAGCUCUCAGUCGGUACAUGUUCAGUGUGUUUAACUUAAUUUAUUUUCAUCAGGAGAGAGUUGAAGAAAGAGGUGAUGAAGACAAAACUGAUGGAGAGAGACAGUUUACAGAUGCUGCAGACACCAGUGAAGAUGUGUUCAGUGAAGCUGCUGGACUGCAGGAACCUGAUGAAGAUGAGAGUGAAGAUUGAAGUGAAGCAGGAGGAGAUAAAAGAAGAAAACACAGCAGAGGAACAACAGAGAAAAGAAGAUGAUGAUGAUUUUAUUUCUUCAGAGCUGAUUGAAGUGAAAGAGGAAAGUCAAGAGCUGAAUGAAGUGGAGGAGGAACUUCAGUAUGAGAAACAUCAUGAUUUAAUAACUAUUGAAGAAUCUUUGAUUGGCUCAAAAACUAACAAGAAUUUCUCACCAGAAAAGACUCAAAGAAGAGCAGCCAAAAAUACUUUCACCUGCUCUCAGUGUGGAAAGAGUUUCAAAUGUAAAAGCUGGCUUAAUAUGCACAUGAGAGUUCAUACAGGAGAGAGACCUUACUCGUGCCAUCAGUGUGGAAAGAGUUUUGCAUAUGUAUACUAUUUCAAGGAUCAUCUCCGCUCUCACUCUGUAUUAAGACCAUUUGAAUGUGAUAAAUGUGGUAAAACAUUUGUUUUGGCACUGAACCUAAAACAACAUCUGAAAGUGCACACAAAUGAGAAGUCUUACAGUUGUUCUUUUUUUGGAAAGAGUUUUGCACACCUGUCCAGUUUAAAAGAGCACCAGACAAUACAUACUGGUGUGGGGGCUCAUAGGUGCUUUGAAUGUGGGAAGAUUUUUACUACAGCUGGCAACUUGAAACAGCACCAAAUAAUUCAUACAGCAGAGAAACCAUACAAGUGCUCACACUGUGGAAAGAGUUUCACUGUGUUACAAAGCUUGAAAACACACGAGAGAAACCAUACUGGAGAAAAACCUUACAAGUGCUCACACUGUGGAAAGAGUUUCAAUCAGUCAAAUCAUUUGAAAACACAUGAGAGAAACCAUACUGGAGAAAAACCUUACAAGUGCUCACACUGUGGAAAGUGUUUCAAUCAGUCAAAUCAUUUGAAAACUCAUGAGAGAAUCCAUACUGGAGAAAAACCUUACAAGUGCUCACUCUGUGGAAAGAGUUUCACUGUGUUACAAAGCUUGAAAACACACAAGAGAAUCCAUACUGGAGAAAAACCUUACAAGUGCUCACACUGUGGAAAAAGUUUCACUCAGUCACAAUGCCUGAAAAAACAUGAGAGAAUUCAUACUGGAGAAAAACCUUACAAGUGCGCACUCUGUGGAAAGAGUUUCAUUGUGUUGCAAAGCUUGAAAACACACAAGAGAAUCCAUACUGGAGAAAAACCUUACAAGUGCUCACACUGUGGAAAGAGUUUCACUAAGUCACAAUACCUGAAAAAUCACGAGAGAAUUCAUACUGGAGAAAAACCUUACAAGUGCGCACUCUGUGGAAAGAGUUUCAAUGUGAUACAAAGCUUGAAAAGACACAAGAGAAACCAUACUGGAGAAAAACCUUACAAGUGCUCACACUGUGAAAAGAGAUUCACUCAGUCACAAUACCUGAAAAAUCAUGAGAGAAUUCAUACUGGAGAAAAACCUUACAAGUGCUCACUCUGUGGAAAGAGUUUCACUGUGUUACAAAGCUUGAAAACACACGAGAGAAACCAUACUGGAGAAAAACCUUACAAGUGUUCACACUGUGAAAAGAGUUUCACUAAGUCUCAAAACCUGAAAAAUCACGAGAGAAUUCAUACUGGAGAAAAACCUUACAAGUGCUCACUCUGUGGAAAGAGUUUCACAGCAGCAAGUGCUCUAUGGAAACAUGUAAAAAAGAAUUGCCCAAGUAGUCACUGUGAGCAAAAAUCGUCUUCAGGUCCAACAAGAUCAAAUGGACCGUAACACUGAAGCUAUGGGGAAACAUCACGGCGGUGGCGUUUGUCUCCUCGUCAGGCACCAGUUGUGUAGAAUGGUUAUUGUUAAAACAUGAGCCUCGUCUGAAGGGUGGAGGAGGAGGUGUUGCUACAAUUUACAGAGAAGUUUUUGGUGUUACUCAGAGGACAGGAUAUAAAUAGCGAUGACAUCUCGGAUCAUUACCUCGUCUCUUGUAUGCUGCGAUCAGCUAAUGUUACUCAAUCUACACCACGCUAUCGUUCAGGUAGAACUAUUCUUUCAACCACUAAAGAUAGCUUCACUAAUAAUCUUCCAGAUCUAUCUCAUACACUCAGUAAACCCCAAAACCUAGAAGAACUUGAUAAAAUAACAGAAAAUAUAAAUACAGUCAUCUCUAGCACUCUUGAUAGUGUCGCCCCCCUUUGUUUAAAGAAAGAAGCCCUGCACCAUGGUACAAUGAUCACACUCAUGCUCUCAAGAGAGCAGCUCGGAAAAUGGAGCGCAAGUGGAAGAAUACAAAAUUAGAGGUAUUUCGCGGUGCAUGGCUGGAUAGUGUCAGUAGAUACAGACAGGCACUAAAAGUUGCCAGGUCGGAAUAUAUUGGCAAACUCAUAGAGAAUAACCACAACAAUCCUAGGUGUUUAUUCAGUACUGUGGCUGAAUUGGUUAGGAAUAAAGCAUCGACUGAACCAGAUAUUCCGUCACAGCACAAUAGUAAUGACUUCAUGAAUUUCUUUACUGAUUAAAUUGAAAUAAUCAGAAAUAAAAUUGGAAUUAUACAAUCAACUGUCACAGUACCUCAGAAAACAGUGUCUCAUAAUUUUCCUCACGUGCAACUUCAAUCCUUCACUGUCUAACAAAGCUAACAAAACUUAUCAAAACAUCAAAAGGCAGUGCUGGCUCAGUGGUUAAGGCUCUGGGUUACUGAUCAGAAGUUUGGGGGUUCAAGCCCCAGCACUGUCAAGAUGCCACUAUUGGGCCCUUGAGCAAGGCCUUUGACCCUAUCUGCUCCAGGAGUGCUGUAUCAUGGCUGACCCUGCACUCUGACCCCAGCUUGGCUGGGAUAUGUGAAAAAAAGAGUUUCACUCUCUAUGUGUGAUGAAUAAAUUUAAAGUCACAACAUGUUUUUUAGAUCCAAUACCAACCAAGCUCUUCAAAGAAGUAUUCCCAGUAAUCUCAGAACCUCUUCUUAAUAUUAUGAACUGCUUAUUAAGAAGCCACAGCUUGAUCCUGGAGAACUGGCUAAUUAUAGACCGAUUUCAAAUCUCCCAUUUAUGUCGAAAAUACUAGAAAAGGUAGUAUCCUCCCAACUAUGUUCAUUUCUACAGAGAAAUAGUGUGAACAAUUUCAGUCAGGAUUUUGGCCUCAUCACAGUACAGAGACUGCACUUAUCAGAGUUACAAAUGACUUGCUCUUAUCAUCUGAUCGCGGCUGCAUUUCUCUUCUAGUGCUUUUAGAUCUUAGUGUUGCAUUUGACACGAUAGAGUACAACAUUCUUUUGAAUAGGCUGGAGAAUUAUGUUGGCAUUAUUGGAGUUGCAUUAGCAUGGUUUAGGUCCUAUUUAGCAGACCGCUACCACUUUGUCUAUGUAAAUGAGGAAUACUCACUCAGUUUAAGUCUAGACUAAAGACUCAUCUAUGUAGCCAGGCAUACACCUAAUUUAUCCUUCAACUCAUAAUUAGGCUGCUUUAGUUAGGUCUGCCAGAACCAGAAACAGUGAUCAUGAUCUAUAACUCUGCAAUAAAUUGAAUGGCAUCUAUGCUAAUAUUAUUUUAUUUGUUUCCCUGUCUCAACCUCGGGACUCAUAUCCUGAGGUCACCAGAACCAGCCAGAUCCAGCUCCUUUCCUGCUUGGUGUUGGACUCCACUGCUAUGUGUUACUAUGUGAUGAUGACUAAAUGCAGCCGGUGCCAGCCAAACAUCACUUCAGUCUAUUAUGAUGGACUUUAGAGGAUGAACUGAUGCCAACUCCAACCAUAAGACAUGGGAUACUUCAUAUGUCACUGCCUGAACCUUGGAUUUAGGAUAGACCUCACUGAAAUUACCGGCCAGGUUGAACUGCGAUGCACCUAACUGAUCUCUGCCUGCAUCACCUCAGUCUAAUGAUGGACUACACUCUUGAAAUAGAAUACAUAGACUAUUAUUUAAUUGCCAACAAAACCCUUCAUCAGCCAACUAACAAGGACAAUUGUAUCUAUGUGAGCUUCUGCAGUUAAUCCAGGAUGAACUUCAAAGACAUUAGUCAUUAAUCUUACAGUUCAUACAAAAUCUUUGUUCUAAACACUGACCCUUAACACUUACUUAGUUUAAUAAUUUUAAACCAUGACCUGCACUAUACAUAAGUAAUAUUGGCAUUAUAUUCAUGAUGUUAUAAAAAUGGAAAAAGAUGUGUAGGCACAAAAUGGAAUUAAACAUGUCUUCCGUAAAUAUUAGAGCAGCAUGGCAAGAAAUAAAAGCAAUGGUAAAUACUCCCCACAAGGGCAAAGGUAAAACUUAUGUGGACAGUAGUCCAACUAUGGUUGAAGAACUGAAAUCUUACUUUGCCCGUUUUGAAUUUGACAAUAGGGAAGAUAUCCGAGAAACAAACUCAUCUUUGAUGAAGGAGGUAGGUAAAUCAGAUAGGUUUAUAACUAUUAAUGAGAGAGAUGUCUAUUAGGUUUUCAAGACGUGCAAGGUACGUAAAAGUCCAGGACUUGAGAGUAUUAGUGGCAGUGUGCUCAAAUAUUGUGCAGAACAAUUAGCUGUUGCCUUUACACCCAUAUUCCAGGCGUCCUUAGAUCAGCAUACAGUGCCUUUACUUUGGAAAUCGCCUAUUAUUUCACCCAUCCCUAAAGUGCCUAAACCCCUGAAUCCAAAUUAUUUCAGACCUAUAUCACUAACAUCCCUUGUGAUGAAAAGCCUAGCGAAAAUAGUAAAACAACACAUAUUGAAGUCUGUAUUGCCCUUUUUAGAUAAGGUGCAAUUUGUAAACCAGGCAAAUAGGGGGGCUGAUGAUGCCGUUUUAACAUUGUUAAAUUUAAUACACACACACCUAGAGAAGCAUAAGACGUGAAUAUACUGUUUGUGGAUUUUUAUUCUGCAUUUAACACUAUCCAACUGCAUAUAUUAGCGGUCUAGAAACAUAGUUUGCACUUGACAAGAGAAUUAUACUAUGGAUAGCUGAUUUCUUAAGCUAUAGGGCCCAACAGGUUAAAAUAGGACAGUAGCUCUUUGAGAAAAUUUCCACUAAUAUCGGUAUUCUGCAAGGUUGUGUUUCGUCCCCUCUUUUAUUUUUGUUAUAUACUAAUAAUUGCACUAUUCACUUUCAGGAUAGAUAUUUUAUUAAAUUUACAGACAAUAUAGCAAUAGUGAACUUAUUGCAAAACGAUGAAGAUCACCGCGGAUCUAUUUUAGAUUAGUUUGUUGAAUGGUGUUUGGUUGGUUGGAUGUUUGGUUUAAAAUACAGAUAAGACAAAAAUGUCUAUUGAUUUUAGGAAAACAUUCUACAAUCCAGUUAGUACUAUUAUUAAGGGAAAAAAGAUAAAACUAGUGGAAGAGUAUAAAUACCUGGGAAUUGUGACAGCAAGUUAAGGUGGAGUACCAGUGUUAAUUACAUUGCUAAAAAGGGACAGCAGAGGCUUGUAUAAUUUUAAUAUAGACAAUAAACUUUUAAUCUUAUUUUAUACGUUUUUUAUAGAGAGUGGCUUUAUUUCUUGGAAACAUCAACAAAUAUAGAGCAAUGACCAAAGCAGUUAAAACAUUAGCCGAUCCUAAGCGCACCCUCUGGGAAAGAUUUGUACCACUUCCUUCUGGCAGAAGGUAUCUGACUCCAAUAGCUAAAACAAAUAGAAUUAAGCAAUCCUUUAUCCAUAGUGUAAUAUCUUUACUCCAUAAUGUGCAAUAAAUAUUGAGCUUUUCUUAUGUUGUUUUAUGCUGUUGUUUUUUAUUCUUUGUAUUAUUGUAACCUUGUCAUGUGUGGUGUGAGUAUUGAGAACUGUCAAGUGUAUACUGCAAAACCAGUUUCCCCAAGGGGAUAAAUAAAGCUCUC
Myxocyprinus asiaticus (Chinese sucker) is the source of this 5960-nucleotide messenger RNA. Its product is annotated as gastrula zinc finger protein XlCGF26.1-like. The transcript has 7 exons. Gene Ontology annotation, molecular function: DNA-binding transcription factor activity; RNA polymerase II cis-regulatory region sequence-specific DNA binding. Bases 102 to 1943 code for a protein of 613 amino acids. Gene Ontology annotation, biological process: regulation of transcription by RNA polymerase II. The record is from RefSeq and is a predicted model, not a curated record. Lineage: Eukaryota; Metazoa; Chordata; Actinopteri; Cypriniformes; Catostomidae.